This is a messenger RNA of Cladocopium goreaui, 3900 nucleotides long. The record is from the annotation of a GenBank genome assembly. NCBI's taxonomy places the organism in Eukaryota, Dinophyceae, Suessiales, Symbiodiniaceae.
AUGACCAUCCUACAGGAGGCGGGCAACGACAUGGCCAGGGCAUGGAACUCUUUGGUGAAGGACAUGCCGCAGGCGCUGGAGGCGGCCAGGACCUAUGGCUCCGAGAGAUGUGAGCUGGACCCACAGGUCUUAGAAGAGUGGGAGAUGAGACUGGGCAGGAUCAUGAAGGCUGCCACCCCAACGGACGUAGACAUCCCCGUUGAAGCGGAACUAUGUGAGGCGUGGCAGAAGUUCAGCAAGGACCCGGAGAAGCACAUAGCGGAUUGGGCCCGCUUUGGGGCGCCACUGGGCAUGGGCGCACGCAUCCCCAGGAAGGAGAAAACUAGCAGGGCAGCGAAAUACCCCAAUGACUUGGCGCUGGAGUAUGCCCAGCUGGUGAUCAAGGCUUUCAGAACGGUGCUAGACCUGGAGUGGUGGAGACACAGGCAAUCCCAGUCAGCAAGUGAGCUGAGCCAGGUCAAGCAGAAUUGGGCACAGUCCAAGGAGCGCAUGGCCAUCAAAAGACCUGUGGACGGCAAGGACAUGAAGCAGUUGAGGGGGGCCAAGAAGGCAAGAAGAGAAGAAGAGAACUCCUUCUUCAUAGGGGGCAUGCGCAACCCCUUCAAAGCCUUGAAGAAGAUGACCAUCCUACAGGAGGCGGGCGACGACAUGGCCAGGGCAUGGAACUCUUUGGUGAAGGACAUGCCGCAGGCGCUGGAGGCGGCCAGGACCUAUGGCUUCGAGAGAUGUGAGCUGGACCCACAGGUCUUAGAAGAGUGGGAGAUGAGACUGGGCAGGAUCAUGAAGGCUGCCACCCCAACGGACGUCGACGUGAAGGGCAAGUUCCAGUUCAGAUCCCCGUUGAAGCGGAACUAUGUGAGGUCCAACGGUGUCUUCCCGCCGAUAGACGACGAUUCAGGAGAAGGCCAAUUGUCCACUUUGGAGACACAACUGGACUCCAAGAACUACCGAUCGGUCUAUGAUGAUCGAGAAGGAGCACAGGGAGAGCUGGACAGGUUGGUCAACAAUGGCUUUGCGGAGAUCGUGCCCAUGGCGGAGAUCAAGCAGAAGUUCAAGACGGGCACAGUGUCCAAGCUGGCGCUGAUCACGAAAGUGAAACCCAACGGGGUCGUGAAACAUCGUCUCAUCAUCGACCUCUUGAGGGACACUCAGGAGUUGUGGCAACAACACGGUGGACAACCUGAGGGUGCAGAUUGGGCCAUGGAGUUGGUUGGAGCCGACCUUAGUGACGCCUACUGUCACUUUGGAGUGGCCCCGGAGGAGCUGUGUCACUGCCUGGCGCCGGCAUUGCAGGAAGACAUGGUAGUCGUAUUCAAAGCUAUGUCCUUUGGCUUCAAAGGCGCGCCUCUUAUCAUGGGGCGAUUGUCGGCGGCUUUGACAAGGCAGUGGCAAGCAAUGAUGCAGAGCCAGGCACGGGUUCAGACUUACAUGGACGACCCACUGAUUGUCAUGUGCGGGUCAAAAGCCGACAGAGAAUCCAUGUUGGCGAGAUUGCUAUACUCUGCAAAAGCCUUCGGUGUCAACCUCUCCUAUGAGAAGGGGGGCGACACCAGACCGAAGCCGGGCCUUGUCCCGGUGAAACGCUUGGAACUGGCCAGGCGGUGGUUGUUGGCCUUCCUACAACAAAAGGAGGCCUGGAGAUGCAGGAAGCUGCCCAUGCAGGUGGUGUUGCCAAAGUAUGCCAUCACCACGGACGCCUCCCCCUUUGGGGUGGGGGCGAUAUUGUCAGUGGUGGACAAGGAGCAGGACAACCUCACACCAACGGUGGCCCUGGCAGGCAAGAUCACCAAGAACGUGGCGGCCGUGCUGGGGGUGGAGUUUCGGCAAGCCUCCGGGCAGGCAGUCUUGGAGGCCUUUGCAGUCCUCUUGGUCAUUCGGUACUGGAGGGCGACCCUGCGAGGCUCCAGGCUGUUGCUGAAGGCAGAUUCCACUGUGGCAUUGGCGCUAAGCAAGAAGCUCAGCAGCUCAACGGCCACCCUCAACUUCAUCGGAGCGGAGUUGAACAUCGUGCUGGAAGCUCGACUGGUGGCAAGUCGCGGCGCUAUGGACGUGCUGCUGCGGCGUGGUCGCAAUAGCCUGGGCAAUCUGGGGAACAAUCCAUUGUCUUUGGGCGUGGUGGACCACCAGAGGCAAGAGUUUGGCGCCACUGUAUGCAUCCCAGGGUACACAAACUUGGGAAACCACGGUGGAUCGGUCAAACGAGCCGGAGAGAUUGACAUCACCCACUUCCUGCUGCACAAGCUCAGCAGACUGGGAACCUCGGGGCAGGAUUCUAGCCACACCAAAGAAAAGAACUCAGUCUCUCAAGUGGCAACCGGCCCCCAAAACGGGGGUCAGAUCAACCAUCCUGCACGACAUGGCGAGGAGAGCCCAGCCAGUGUUGUGGGAGGUGGACAGACGAAGAGAGUGGUGGGUGGAGAGAGAGAGAGAGAGAAGCGAGCCCUCAAGGGCAUCGGAGGCCGACUGAUGGCCUUGGACAGGGGCAGAAGCGGUGGACUUGCUGAAGGUUCAGAACUGAUGUGUGGCUUGGUUAGGCAACGGGACGACAAAACCACAACUCGGGGAAGUUUGACCGCACCUCAGGCGGCAGUCGAAAACAACAAGAAAGCCUCGGUGGCAAAGGCCAUCAAGAUCGCCAAGUCACCCGGUUUCACGAGAGUCCUGGGGAGCUUUAGAAGGCGAUUUCACGCAGCAUCAGCGAGAGCAUCUCGAGACUGCAAGAGAUCGGAGGUCCUCAAGCUGGCAAAGGAGGUGGCAGGGGAGACGAGGGUGCUCCCGCUUAGCAGAGCCACAGUGGAGGGCGUGGCCGCCGCCUUGAAGGAGGCGGGUAUGAAAGCAGGGACCCAAUAUUUAACAGAAUUGAAGUUGCUUCAUGUGGAGGCGGGUUUCGAAAUUGAAGCUUGGCUCAAAAGAACCAUGGACCAGUGCAGCACCAGGGCCGUGGAGGUCAGGGUGGAAACCUGGGCGGCGGACAAGGUCUUGACCAAGAGUGUUCGAAAGGGGUCACCCAAGAACGUUGGUCUCAUGUUCUUGUGGGCGGCAGUCUGGAUGCUGAGAGAGAUCGAGGCCCGCAACAUGAAGAUCCGCGACGUGUUGCGACACGACAAGGAGAAGUGGGCAGCAAUCUGGCUACCAACGUCGAAAGGAGACCAACAAGGCGUAGGGGGUCAGAAGAACUCUGAGUUGUUGCGGCAAGAGCCAGUGCGACAUCUACUGCCCAUGGAAUUUGGCGACCAGGGUGAUGACUUUGGCAGGAGCAGUGUGGUCCUCACGUACGCUGAGGAGGUACUGCAGGAAAAACCCAUGGCCCUCCCAGUCAAGCUGGAUGCGAAUGUGGUGGACAAGCUGGUGGACCACGUCGCGAAGGUCGAACAGGAACAAGCAGAGCCAGGACCAUCCAUCCCAGAGGAACAAACGAUGUCGCUGGAAAAGGCCUUCGACAAACCCAGAAAUCUCUGGGUAGUUACCAAAGGCAGAGGCUGGAAGAACAGGCCUCGACAUCUGGUAACCAAGGCAUCUUGGCAGCUGCCGAUCAAGGAGUGGACGACUUCUUGUGGAUGGGCCUUUGCUCAGCACUCCUCGGAGUUCUACUUCUUGUCGAGUGCACAGGUGGACAAGCUGAAGUGCCUCAAAUGCGAAGCCAAACAAAAGGGCGCGACCAAGGUGAUAGAUUAUGCAGAACGUGGAGAUUUCACCAUCGACGUGAUGAUGUACGACUUGCCCAAAGAUGUACAGGAGGUUUUCCACACAACAGAACCAGAAGGAAGUCGUGCAGGGGCUGAAACCAUGACGAAGCAGUCGGGUCUUGGUGCCAUCGCGGACUUUAUGAAUGCGGAGGUGGAUGACUACUGUUUCGACUCGUGUGGCUAUUCCUGCAACAUGCAUAGUGGCCUUUCGUAU